Messenger RNA from Theobroma cacao (cacao), 1332 nucleotides. The record is from RefSeq and is a predicted model, not a curated record. Lineage: Eukaryota; Viridiplantae; Streptophyta; Magnoliopsida; Malvales; Malvaceae.
AUGCAAGGGUUGAUCAAGGUAGGAAUCCUGAAUUUUGAAAAGAAGCCGGAACAGAAUAUUAACAACAACCCAUUGCCAAAUCAUGUUGGGGCAGGGGUGAAUGCAUUCGAAGGGGAGCUAUAUGUUAAAAGAAACAUUUGGGAAGUGGAAACCCCCAUGCAGAAAGUGUUUGAAGCCUUGGUAAAGGCCGAUAUGCUUGAGGUUUGGUUGGAAUGUCCUGAUGUGAAUGACUCGAGAGAUAUCCAAGGACCAUACUACUUAUAUCACAAGGGAUGUGUGGGGCAUUUAAUUCAAGAUUGUAGUUCUUUCCGGAAGGAAGUGCAAAGGAUGAUGGACGAGUCAAGGAUUGAAUUCUACGUGGAAGUCUCAAGGUCAGCAAUAAACAUGAUGUCCAAAGAUUCCACUCACCCAACAAAGAUAAAACCUUUAACCAUUUUUUAUGAACCAAGAGGAGAGUCUGUGGAAGACAAAACCCAUGCCAAAAUGACCAUUGAAGUUCCUAAACCUUUCCCCUACAAAGAUGAUAAAGCUGUCUUGUGGAACUACAAUUGCAAUGUACAAGUUUCAAAUGCGGAGAAAUGGAUGGCCGAAUCUCAAGAUAAUGCUGCAAAUAUAAUUGGUGUUGGGGGGAUUACCCGCAGUGGAUGUUGCUAUACACUAGAGGCAUUGGAGAAUCUCAAGAAGGAGAAGGGAAAAGAAAAAGGGCAAGAUUCGAGAGAAGAAAAAGUGCAAUCUCAAGAAUCGACAGAUGGUUCAAAAGGGUCAGUGACGAAAAAAAAAGCUGUCGAAUUCUUCAAGUUCAUUAAACAUAGUGAGUACAAUGUGGUCGAGCAAUUGAACAGGUUGCCUGCUCGUAUUUCACUACUAUCAUUGCUUCUCAGCUCAAAACCACAUAGAAAUUCUUUGAUGAAGUUUCUGAACCAAGCAUAUGUGGAUCACGACAUUUCAAUUGAAAAUUUAGAUUACAUCAUUAGGAACAUUUCAGUGGGUAACAUAAUAUCCUUUAGUGAUGAAGAAAUCCCUUCUGGAGGUAAGGGAAACUACAGAGCCUUGCAUAUCACAACCAAGUGUAAAAGUUGUACCGUUGUAAAAGUGCUGCUUGAUAACGGAUCAUUCUUAAAUGUGAUGCCCAUGAGGACCUUGGUCCGCUUACCCAUCAACAUGUCCUAUAUGAGAAAGAGCCAAAUGAUCGUGAGAGCCUUUGAUGGGACAAGAAGAGAAGUAGUAGGGGACAUUGAGAUAUCGAUAGAAAUCGACCCUUGUACCUUGACCAUUGAGUUUCAAGUCAUGGAUAUCGCUCUUUCUUAUGAUUAUUUAUUGGGAAGACCUUAA